AUGCAUCGAGACCUCAAGCCGACCAAUCUCAUGAUGGCUGCACAUGAUCCACCCCACGCUAUCAUUAUCGACUACGGUUGCGGAACUCUCAAUGCAACAUCGGCGGAUCACAGCGUGGGAACGAUUGUGUAUAUGGCCCCAGAGGUUCUCGCAAUCAAAGCUGGAACGAGCAUAGGCUCCAAGUACGACAGCAAGGUGGACGUAUGGGGAACGGGCCUUACGGCAUACCAGCUUUUCUUCCAGGAGGGAUGCAGCUGGAAGAAUGGUGUGGGACCAGAUGAGUGGGAGAAUAUCAAGCAAAAAUUACAUCAGCGUCCCGGAGUGCUGUCUGGGCUACUGGAGAGUAUGCUCGCUUGGGCACGUUCAGAUCGUCCGACAGCUGCUGAAGUGGAAACCUCAGAAGUAUGGCUCUAG
This is a messenger RNA of Fonsecaea monophora, 414 nucleotides long. RefSeq lists its product as hypothetical. The transcript has a single exon. Gene Ontology annotation, biological process: protein phosphorylation. Gene Ontology annotation, molecular function: protein kinase activity; ATP binding. The record is from RefSeq and is a predicted model, not a curated record. The coding region runs from base 1 to 414 and encodes 137 amino acids. Lineage: Eukaryota; Fungi; Ascomycota; Eurotiomycetes; Chaetothyriales; Herpotrichiellaceae.